Messenger RNA from Moesziomyces antarcticus, 1500 nucleotides. RefSeq names its product MFS general substrate transporter. The record is from RefSeq and is a predicted model, not a curated record. Bases 1 to 1500 code for a protein of 499 amino acids. Gene Ontology annotation, molecular function: transmembrane transporter activity. Gene Ontology annotation, biological process: transmembrane transport. Gene Ontology annotation, cellular component: membrane. The transcript has a single exon. Lineage: Eukaryota; Fungi; Basidiomycota; Ustilaginomycetes; Ustilaginales; Ustilaginaceae.
AUGAGCACCAAGACACAAACAGCAUCCGCGAUGGGUGAUGCCAAGACACGCGAUGACGAGCUGCCACCCAUCUCGACGCUCCCCGACCUGGCAGCCGUUGAGCUAGCUGUGCGCUCGACUUCACCCCGCGCAUCGGUAGCUGCGUUGGUGCCGGUGGCUGUCGAUGCGGACCACGUGCCGCCUUUCUCGCAAAGCGCGGUAGUGUUGCUGCUCAACUUCCUGCUCAACAUGACGUUCUUCAUCAUCGUGCCCACCUCGGCCGCCUACGCAAACCAACUCGGCGCCUCAACAUGGUUCUCCGGCCUAACCAUCGGCAUCUCUACCCUGAUUGCCGGUCUAUUCCUCGUACCGUUUUCAAAGCGAUACAACCGCGUCUACCGCUUUCCGAUGCUGUUCAGCUCGGCAUGCAUCUUGGUGGGCGAGGUGGUGUACGCCUUGGCAGGUGCAGCCGAUACUGCCUGGCUCAUGUUUGUCGGUCGUGUCAUUCUGGGCGCAGGGUUCGUGUCGUGGAUGUACGUCAAAAAGUACAUGACCGACGCCGCGGUGGUGGGCACACACAAGCGCACGAUGAUGGCCGCAUGCUUAGUGACGACCCAGGUGGGAGGCAUGGCUGUAGGGCCGUUCAUCGGAGGAUUGCUGUCCAAGCAGGUUAGGCCCAUGGACGACGAGCAUCGCAUCUGGAACGGCUUCACCGCCAGCGGAUGGCUAAUGGCCGGGAUCUUUGGCGGCUUCUUUGCGCUCACCUGGUUCGUAUUUGUCGAUCCAGUGCAGCUGGUGCCCAACUCGCAGCUCGAACUGGGCGCACUCCCCGCAACGCAGCCAAAAAUGACCGCAGAUGCGCCAAGCGAGCCGACGCUGCGGAGCAUGGUGCGCGAGCUCAACGGCGCACAAAAGUUCUCGGUGCUCACCAUGUGCUGGUUCAGCAUGGUCAACUUCCUCGUGCUGGGAGCGUGGGAGGCCAACAUCCCGGUCUUCGGCCAGCUGCGAUUCGGAUGGAGCGAGUAUAAUGCCGGCAACGUGAUCGCGCUCGGUGGCCUGGCGACGAUGCCCAUCCUGUUUGCGCUCGUAUUUGCCGCACGCCAUGUGCAGGACCGACUGAUCCUCGCUGCCGGUCUACUGUUUGGCCUGCUGGGGCUGUCGCUGCAUAUGGGCAGCCUCGAGAGUCCGGCGCAUUCGGCCGUGGCGAGGUUGGGCAUGCUGCAUUCGCUCAACUUUGGCUCGUUCUUCACCAGCUGGUUCCUGGUGGCGCUGGGAUACAACAUGUUGACCACCGUCACGCUCUCGCUGCUGUCCAAGCAGGUUCCGGCCAAGUACAACGGCUUGACCUCGACAGUGAUCCAGCUGAGCAACUAUUCGGGCAGAAUCUCGGGCGCGCUGUGGGGAUCCACCAUCUACCAGGUGGGCCAGUUUAGCAUCGUGUCGCUCGAGCUGGCGGUGACGCUGAUUGGCACGUUCCUGAUCGGCUUCAUGUGGCGCAAGAUGGACGUGCAGCGCGGGUAG